Messenger RNA from Closterium sp. Naga37s-1, 418 nucleotides. Lineage: Eukaryota; Viridiplantae; Streptophyta; Zygnematophyceae; Desmidiales; Closteriaceae. The record is from the annotation of a GenBank genome assembly.
CACACCCUCGCGCACCGCAAUGGGUUCGUCUCACCCUCCUAAUGUCCCACCCUGUCAUCCUCUCCCUCUCUCCCCAUCUGUGCCUCUUACCUUCCUCCGGACCCUCCAGCACCAGUUCUUCAGCACACUCUCAUGCACCGCAGAUUCGCCUGACCCUCUCAACCUUCCUUCUCUCCCUCUCUCCCCCACUUCCACUCUCCCCCUCGUGAGCUCUCACCUCCCUCUAGACCCUCCUCCACAACCAUUUCUGCAGCGCACCCCCAUUCACCACUGUGGGUGCAUCGGACCCUCACGGAUCUGCCCACCACAGCACCACCGCAGUGCCACCUGCCUCUGCUGCACCUCCCCCAAUUGCGCCUCCCCUUCUGGGCCAAUGGGCGUCUGCUGUUCAGGUAACUACCUCCCACCGCUGGCCUAG